Messenger RNA from Homo sapiens (human), 2148 nucleotides. It is a transcript of the gene CDC42EP1, whose product is annotated as CDC42 effector protein 1. The record is from RefSeq and is marked reviewed. The transcript is spliced from 3 exons. NCBI's taxonomy places the organism in Eukaryota, Metazoa, Chordata, Mammalia, Primates, Hominidae. Gene Ontology annotation, biological process: cell-cell adhesion. Bases 388 to 1563 code for a protein of 391 amino acids. Gene Ontology annotation, cellular component: cytoplasm; endomembrane system; cytoskeleton.
GCAGACCGGCCCAGCGACUCUCCCGGGCUGCCAGCCGGGACGCGCGGCCGCCGCCGCUGCAGACGACGAGUCCGCCCUCGUCCCGCGCCCCCGGGGCUCGCGGAGCCAGGUCUCCACCUCUGGGCAGGAGAGUUGCCGACCACCUCGGGGGUGCUUUCUCUGCGCUUGAACAUCUAUAGCUGCUUCUGAGGGGCUGGGAGCCGGGCCCCUGGGAGAGACGAGCCAUGAACCCCCCACAGCCUCUGCAUUUGGGGACCUCACCUUAGGAGAGUGCCAUUUACAGCUUCCGCCAGGGCAAAGGAGCUGAGCAGCCAUCCCAAGCCCAGCCCACCUCCCUCCCCCGGCCCCUGGUAGGCAUGGACUAGCAGCUGUGAGCAGCCAGAGCUGAUGCCCGGCCCCCAGGGGGGCAGAGGCGCCGCCACCAUGAGCCUGGGCAAGCUCUCGCCUGUGGGCUGGGUGUCCAGUUCACAGGGAAAGAGGCGGCUGACUGCAGACAUGAUCAGCCACCCACUCGGGGACUUCCGCCACACCAUGCAUGUGGGCCGUGGCGGGGAUGUCUUCGGGGACACGUCCUUCCUCAGCAACCACGGUGGCAGCUCCGGGAGCACCCAUCGCUCACCCCGCAGCUUCCUGGCCAAGAAGCUGCAGCUGGUGCGGAGGGUGGGGGCGCCCCCCCGGAGGAUGGCAUCUCCCCCUGCACCCUCCCCGGCUCCACCGGCCAUCUCCCCCAUCAUCAAGAACGCCAUCUCCCUGCCCCAGCUCAACCAGGCCGCCUACGACAGCCUCGUGGUUGGCAAGCUCAGCUUCGACAGCAGCCCCACCAGCUCCACGGACGGCCACUCCAGCUACGGCCUGGACUCUGGGUUCUGCACCAUCUCCCGCCUGCCCCGCUCGGAAAAGCCGCAUGACCGAGACCGGGAUGGUUCCUUCCCCUCUGAGCCCGGGCUUCGCCGCUCUGACUCUCUCUUGUCCUUCCGCCUGGACCUCGACCUUGGGCCCUCACUCCUCAGCGAGCUGCUAGGGGUCAUGAGCCUCCCAGAAGCCCCUGCAGCUGAGACUCCAGCCCCCGCUGCAAACCCCCCAGCCCCUACUGCAAACCCCACGGGUCCUGCUGCAAACCCCCCAGCCACUACUGCAAACCCCCCAGCGCCUGCUGCAAACCCCUCAGCACCUGCCGCAACCCCCACGGGUCCUGCUGCAAAUCCCCCAGCCCCUGCCGCAAGCUCCACACCCCAUGGACACUGUCCCAAUGGGGUAACAGCUGGGUUGGGCCCAGUGGCUGAGGUGAAGUCCAGCCCAGUGGGAGGGGGUCCCCGAGGACCUGCUGGCCCUGCCCUCGGCAGGCACUGGGGAGCAGGCUGGGAUGGCGGCCACCACUACCCAGAGAUGGAUGCGCGGCAGGAGCGGGUGGAGGUGCUGCCCCAAGCCCGGGCCUCCUGGGAGAGCCUGGACGAAGAGUGGAGGGCGCCCCAGGCAGGCAGCAGGACCCCAGUGCCCAGCACAGUGCAAGCAAACACCUUUGAAUUUGCGGAUGCUGAGGAGGAUGAUGAGGUCAAGGUGUGAGGGGCUGGGGCACGGUCCCAGGGCCCCACCUAGGUGCAGAGCCGGCCCCUCACCUAACAGCUGGUUCCUACCAGACCGGAGAGGGGAGAAGUCAUGUUGCCCCUAAACCCCUCCCCACCUCUGCAGGACAGACAUGGGAGGGAGGACAGGGAAGGCCAGGCUUGCUCUGGGACUUUUAUGCUCCCAGAGGCCCUGCCAAACUGACCACCUCCCCCGACUGCCACUCUGGACCUAAUAGCUGUUCCUUAGGCCCCACUCCAUGCCACCCCCACCAGCUGGAGGACCCAGCCUCACAGUGUGUCCUUUGUGCCAGACCAAGCGGCCCGUGGGGGGUGGGGGGCAGGGAGUGUACCACACAGGGCCAUUGUCUCACCUCCCAAAGGGACCGCCUGCCCCCAGCUCAUCCCAGAGCGUCCCUGCUGCAACCCUGACAGCCGUCUCCCAGGCCGCUUCCCCAACAUCCCCGCCCCAGCCUCCCUCUUACCCCAGAAAGGUCAGGUAUGACCUCCCGGGGAGGAAUCCCACCUGCCUGUAUACCCCAGACUUGCCUCUGGGGCCUGAUUAAAUAAGGCUGUUUUGAUAAAA